This is a messenger RNA of Rhopalosiphum maidis (corn leaf aphid), 795 nucleotides long. RefSeq names its product nucleoside diphosphate kinase homolog 5-like. Gene Ontology annotation, molecular function: nucleoside diphosphate kinase activity. Gene Ontology annotation, biological process: UTP biosynthetic process; GTP biosynthetic process; CTP biosynthetic process. NCBI's taxonomy places the organism in Eukaryota, Metazoa, Arthropoda, Insecta, Hemiptera, Aphididae. The record is from RefSeq and is a predicted model, not a curated record. The transcript has 3 exons. The annotation marks the transcript as partial.
AUCGACGGGUUGAAUAUGUUUCGAGACAGUAGCGAUUCGCUGGGAACGAGAUCGCUGCUCGGACUCGAUCAGUCGUCCCCGUCAUUAUCGGUUUGCUCCACAACCGCAGAGCUGCGAAAAAGCGCGUCCGGUCGCGUCUCAAGCUAUGAAAAGCUUCCGGUCUCGCUUUCUGACGUGCCAUUUUUUGACGACGACGGAGAUGAUGGAGACCAUGAGUUCCAAUGUACGUUGGCCAUCAUAAAACCGGAAGUCGCCCAAUUGAUGUACAAGGUGGAGUGUAUAAUGGCGCAAAAUGGAUUUAUCAUCAAAACGAAAGAAGUGUUACGCUUGUCCCGAGAUCAGGCAGCGGAAUUCUACGAAGAACAGGCGCUGGCUCCAUACUUCACCAAGCUUGUCGACCACAUGUCCGGGACCCCGAUAGUGGUGUACGUGUUGUCCAAAAAAAAUUGCGUCGAAGAAUGGCUGAGGCUGAUCGGUCCGGCGAACGUUUCUCGCGCUAAACGUUUGUUUCCAGUCAGUCUGCGAGCCAUUUACGGAACGGAGCAGGGACCGAACCCGGUAGCCAACGCGUUCCACGGCAGCGGUUCUCCGGCCGAGGCCGAACGAGAAAUAAAAUUCUUUUUCCCAAACAGCAAAGUGGAUUCGACCACUGAUGGCGGGGACGACGAGGUGGUGCAGUACAUAAAGGAUGCCAUGAUGCCAACGAUUUCCGAAGGUCUGUCGAAAAUGUUCAACAUUCAACCCCAAGACCCGUUGAGGUGGUUUGGAAAUUGGUUGUUAACCAGGGAUAAAUGA